AUGUACAGAAACGUGGGCUGCCCUGGGCUCGGAGAGAGGGAGAGCCUCCGUGCGCAGUGUUUCCUCUCUGUAACCUCCGCAGGGGCGAGUAAAGGUGGAGACGAGCCCGGGAAGUUGCCGGAGCAGGAAGAAGAAGAGGAAUCCCAGGUUUUGCACGGAACCGGCCAUUGCAAAUGGUUCAAUGUGAGAAUGGGAUUCGGGUUCAUCUCCAUGAGCAACCGAGAGGGAAGCCCCUUGGAGUCUCCAGUUGAUGUCUUUGUACACCAAAGCAAGCUUUACAUGGAAGGAUUUAGAAGCCUAAAAGAAGGAGAACCUGUGGAAUUUACUUUUAAGAAAUCUUCCAAAGGCCUUGAAUCAAUACGGGUAACAGGCCCUGGUGGGAGCCCCUGUUUAGGAAGUGAAAGACGACCCAAAGGGAAGACAGUACAAAAAAGAAAACCAAAGGGAGAUAGAUGCUACAACUGCGGCGGCCUGGACCACCACGCGAAGGAGUGCAGUCUACCUCCGCAGCCAAAGAAGUGCCAUUACUGUCAGAGCAUCAUGCACAUGGUGGCUAACUGCCCCCAUAAAACUCUGUCGCAGCAGCAGCCCACCAGUUCUCAGGGAAGACACGAAGCCGAACCGCAGCCUUCCACUUCUGCCUUCCUGAGAGAAGGGGGAGGAACGCACGGCUUCUCGUCUCCAUCGUACCCUCAGGAAGGCAGGUCGGAGAUCUCGGAGCGCUCGGGCAGGUCACCGCAGGAAGCGUCCUCGAGUAAGUUGUCUGCGUCGCCUGAAGAACCAAACAGAAAGGGGCCUUCUGUUCAGAAAAGGAAAAAAACUUAAUGCAUUUGUCAUAACGUUCCGUUUUCUUUACCCUCUUGGGAUGUCUACCUCAUGCAAGUACAGGGGAAAUAUUUCAUUAUCAGUAGCUGACCUGGAAUUUUAACUACUGUUGAGGAACUGUGAAUGUUUUUUGGUUUUCUUUUUGGUUUUUUUUUGUUUGUUUGUUUUUGUUUUUUGGGGGUUUUUUUUGUUGUUUGAUUGUUUCGUUUUGUUUUUGUUUUCUUUGAUAGACAAAUCACUCCAAACGAAAUACAUUUGAGCAGGGUGCAUUAUGUUUUACUUUCUGUGUGUAUGUAUGAGUGUACAUGCGCGUGUGUGUUUGUGUACAUAUCUAUAAAUAUAUAUCUUUCCAUCAGACCAUUCUCCAGAUCCCACCAGACAUUAUUGUGAAGCAAAAGUUACAAUACCCAAUGUUUCAGAACUCAUUUUUACAACCUGUUUCCAACUGUGUUCAAAAAGCAAACAAGAAAACCCAAUUUUCUGAAAUUUCACUC
This is a messenger RNA of Cinclus cinclus, 1319 nucleotides long. RefSeq names its product lin-28 homolog B (gene LIN28B). Gene Ontology annotation, molecular function: zinc ion binding; nucleic acid binding. The record is from RefSeq and is a predicted model, not a curated record. NCBI's taxonomy places the organism in Eukaryota, Metazoa, Chordata, Aves, Passeriformes, Cinclidae. The coding region runs from base 1 to 825 and encodes 274 amino acids. The transcript is spliced from 4 exons.